This is a messenger RNA of Ilex paraguariensis (yerba mate), 927 nucleotides long. The record is from the annotation of a GenBank genome assembly. NCBI's taxonomy places the organism in Eukaryota, Viridiplantae, Streptophyta, Magnoliopsida, Aquifoliales, Aquifoliaceae.
AUGAAUAACACUAGCAGCAAGGACAAGGGGAAAGCCAUUAUAACCCCAUUGGGGGAUGUGGGAGGUGCCAUGGAGGUUCCACAACCUGGGAAAAGCCUACCCCAAGUGGGAAAUAUGGAUGCCAGCAGCAGCAGUGCCAUCAAGUCUGUUAACAACCAGUGUCCAAAUGGGCCACAAGAUGAAACCCAGGUGACCACUAACAUUCUCACUACUAUAAUUGUUAGUGAUAAGAAUCAUACAGAGCAAUCUGCGAAGCCAAUUCAGUCCCCUAACAAAUUUGGAAGUUUAAAUUUGGAAGGAGGGGAAAUUGUUGUGGAUUUAUCCACAGUCCCUUGUACUAAUAGUGGUGACACUGCUAUUAACAUGAGACAAGUGAAUGAGGUUGUAUCCAUUGGGCAUGAACCUGAGGUUGAGAACUUGCCUGAAGGGGAACAUAAAAAGAAGAAGGGAACUCAACAAUACCAGGUGUGCUGCAAAUUGAAGAAAAUCAAGGAUUCCUUCAAGGCAAAGAGCAGAGAGCUUGGUGAUAUUUCAGAGAGGGCGAAGGAAGCAAAAGAGGCCGUGGAAAACUGCCAGAGAAGGAAGGAGAUCAAAACAUUGCCUUCUUCUUUAAAACAAGGAGGUCAAAACAUUGCCUUAUUCUUUAAAACUAUGACAAGUAGAAGGAACAAAAAGAAAAUCAUUAAUCUUAAGGCAGCAAAUGACAAUGGGGGGGAUGUUGCUAUUAAGGAGGAAGCUACAAAAUUCUUUAGUCAGCUACUGUGUGGUAAUAUGGAUACUUCUAAUUCUGAAACAAGAAGAAACCUACUGGAAUCCCUUCCUAUGGUUGGGAUCAAUGAAGCUGCUCAGAUGAAGCAAGAUUCUCUUGAAAGUGCUAGCUCAAGGAUGGCACUUUUCUCAGAAUUUUGGAUCUUGGUAUCGGUAUAG